Messenger RNA from Solea solea (common sole), 1903 nucleotides. It is a transcript of the gene ccdc125, whose product is annotated as coiled-coil domain containing 125. The transcript is spliced from 12 exons. The coding region runs from base 172 to 1521 and encodes 449 amino acids. NCBI's taxonomy places the organism in Eukaryota, Metazoa, Chordata, Actinopteri, Pleuronectiformes, Soleidae. Gene Ontology annotation, cellular component: cytoplasm. The record is from RefSeq and is a predicted model, not a curated record. Gene Ontology annotation, biological process: negative regulation of Rho protein signal transduction; negative regulation of cell motility.
GACGACGCACAGAACGGAAACAUUGUCGUUAUUCUUAUGAUGACAAGUGAGUGACUUCUUUACAUUCACUGAACUCUCGUUGACUCAGUGGAGACUUGAAAUCAACGUUUAUCGCGUCAGUCCAGCUCCAGUCACAGGUGUAUUAGCCAGGUUAGCUCUGACCUGGUUCAGAUGCAGGGGGUGAGCGAGGCCUCCAGCCUGGAUGAUGACAUGGUGGAUGGAGACCUGGGCGAUGGGAUGAGGCUCAGAUCAGCGUCCAGUCCGUCCUCCAGUAAGAAGACUGGGAGCCUCUGUGGUCUCCCAGAGUCUCUGAAGACACAGCAGAGAGUGAGCUGGAGGCUUCCACGCUGCGCUUCUCUGAACGACAUGUCCAAAGAUGAGCUGAAAGACAGACUGCAGGAAGCGAGUGAGGUCAUCGACGUGCUGUGCUGUGAACUGGAAGUGGCACAUCGUUACCUGGAGGGAAAAUAUCAGGCUCUGAAGAUCUUACAGGGAAAGGCCAUUCUGGACAAAGCCACGAGUCACACUAAAAGUCUGCUGCAGAAGAGUGACGAGAGGGCCAAAGCUCUGGAGAAGGAGGUGAACAGUUUGCAGUGGGAGCUCAGCUUCAGUCAGGUCCAAAUGAAGAAGGCUGAACAAUCCUGGGAGCAGAAAUAUAACCGAAUGGUGAGUGAGAACCAGAGUGUGAGCGACAGCCUGCAGGAACGAGAGCGCGAGAUCCAGCUGCUGCGAACAGAAAACUCUGAUCUGAGUCGCCAGUGUUUGGAGCUUCUCUCCAUGUUCAAUGUGAGGGAGCAGAGGGUUUACACAGGAACCAAACCUCAGUGCAGCGCAGAGAGACACGCAGGCGUCCUGGAGCUGGCCGUGUUGGGAGCCUGUCGCUGUCCUGGAGUCGUGGAAGCGUGCACCUGCAGUCGCACAGCUGCUGCCAGCAGGAAGCAGCUCAUGCAGCUGCAACAGGAGCUCGAUGCUCAGCGCGUGAGGCGAGAGGAGGCGUGGAUGGUUGCAGACGCUUUUCGCAUCGCCUUCGAACAGCAGCUGAGGAAACGCAGUGAUCACUUCCUGCUGCUGGCGGAGAACAACAUCCUGAAAUCACACCCGUGCAAAGCUGAAGGCGUUAACAAGAGUCCUUUAAUGGACGUAAGGAGGAGGUUGAGAGGAUUGCUGCCUCCUGGUUUGGAGCUGAAGAUGACUGAUGAGCUCUUAGACUCUCUCUACAAACUGCUGGACCUGCUGAAUGAUAAGGAGGAGGCGCUGGCCCACCAGAGGAAGGUGAGCAUCAUGUUAGCGCACAGUGCAGAGGAGCUGCAGAGACAGUUACACCUGGACUCACACUGUCAGAGCGCCGGGGCUUCAAAGUCACACGCUCACGAUCCACCAGGGACUCACAGGCAGUCUGAGCAAACAGCUGCUGCGUCACAACAACUGUCACCGUGUGUCACUGAUCCACCGUGUGUCACUGAUCCACGGUCAGCCCCGUCACACACCAACAACCAGCUCCUGUGUCACAGCAGCCACUAGUCUGAAAUCCAGAGUCCUGAACCAGCACGGGAUCCACCAGACAUGGUCAUCAUGUCUCAGCCACAGACGCAGCAGGUGUUGUUUGAGUGUCUCAGACUGAUGUGUGAUGUCACAUGUGCUGCUUGUAUUCGUUCAUUCCCAUUCACACAUGCAUUGCAGAGGUAAGGAGCAACAUGGGGUUAACUGUCUCACCCAGUGUUGUGUGUUGCAUCAGGAGUCCUCCCAUGAUGCAACACACAACACCUGAGUUACAAACACGGCUGCUUUUGUCGUUCAUUGGAAUUCUUUCAUAUUUGUUUCACAGUAAAUCAUUAAAAUCAACCGCUUUCCAAGAGGCUUAUUUUUAAAUGCCACUAGGGGGCGUCUGUGUCAUCCCAGUCAC